GGUGAGCCGUCGUCGGCAGACAGGGACACAAGGACAAAAAUUGGGCUGCCUGCAUUUAUGAGCAUCAUAUAUGGUCUAUAUGAAGUCUAAUUCCUCACUAAGCCUUCCCAACACCUCCUAAUUUAUUCGGUACUAUAUGUUGUGCCAGAAUGGUCAGGAGAGCAAUGAUGCCAUCGCCAGGGUUGAGAGCUGCUGACAUGUCAGUCAUCUGUGGUAAUUCGGAGGCCAGCCGAUUGACUUCAUCAGCAGACAUUACAUGGAAGGUGCAGCCUGGCUUAGUAGCUGGCGAAGACAGGGGAAGAAGAAUGGCCUCUAUCUCAGUAACCAGUAGUAGGACAUGGCACUGCAAGCAGGGAAAGGGGGACUUCAAGUCGACAAGUGGAAACCGACAGGAAAGACUACGGUCGUUGUCGACGACAUCAUCGUUCCGCCCCGGCACAUUGGGUCUGCCCGCUGUUGCCGCCGCCACCACCUCCUCUGUUUGCUCCUCUUCGUCUGUGUCUUUGUCCUUUCCUCUCUCCUUCAUGCUGUCCUGUUCUCCUUGGUGGCCAUCACUUCACAAUAGUGGACAGCAGUAUCAUCAUCAUCAUCAUCAUCAUCACUGUCAGGGGCUUGCUGGUUAUGGUGGUGACACGGCGCACUCACCGUUCACGUCUGCCAAGCCCUCGCGGUGUCCAUUGAGAAUACAGAGGAAUAAGAAGGAACAGUGGCACAUGAAAGGUCUCGCCGGUGAUGAUGACAGCGUAGGGCCCUCAACCGGGAAAGGGGACUUGUCGCAUGAUGAAGGUGGGAGAGGAAGAGAUGUCUGGGAUGAUGACGACGACGGGUUAUCGCGUCUGGCGGCAGACAUCGAGUCCAUGAAAGCACAGAAGGAGCGGGUGAACCGGUCUGCUGCUACGUCGAACAGAUCCCGGGCUGCGGAUCGUGACAUUGGGAGUCGGUUUGGCUCGGUGACAGCUGCCAAUGAUGGUGGUGCAUCAAGUGGCAGUGGUUGGAAGGACCUUCUAGAUAAGGUCCUAGUGGUGGACUUCUUUUUCGUUUGUGUAGCUUUGCUCUGGCUGGUUGGCGGGUUAGUGGAGCGUGCCGCCUUCAACCGAACAAAUGUAAUCGAGACAUGGGCGACCCUGUGGACGCCCCUCUUUCAGCCGGCCCUGGGAAUUCUCAUGGCUGGUGCUCUGGUUUCUGGGUUGGCUGGGUAUUUCAGUGGCAAGGACAAGAAGUAGUGGGCCCCUGGAUUCUGCAAUUUUUUUUACUCUGAAAUUCGAAGUUUUUCUCCAGUUUCUUAGGCCCCAACUUCAUUCACCGUGCCAAACUUGUGCAAUUUUUUUAUUUUAUUUUUUUAUUAUUAUUUUUUUAAUAGACAGUCACACGGAUUUUUCCGGCAUAUGGGUACGCAGGCCGGGUUAACUCAUCACUCGCAGAAUAAUGUAUACUUAACCAGUUGCAGUCUUUGGGUUUAACAAAGACAUUGCUUGUGC
Molecule: messenger RNA, 1478 nt
Organism: Chara braunii
Lineage: Eukaryota; Viridiplantae; Streptophyta; Charophyceae; Charales; Characeae
Source: the annotation of a GenBank genome assembly